UACAUCCCCUUUACUAACAAUAACAAUGUCUGUGUUUGGAGUAACCCUCAAUCCCAUUGUUUUUUCCUGCAAAAUUUCCCAUUUCCAAACUCAAAAAAGGAGAUUGAAUUGUUUAGAUAAUGAUUUGCAUUUGCCUCAUUCUCAGUCUUCAUUGCACCUUCCCAUUUUAUCAUCUCAACAGUUGAUGGAGCGGUUGUUGAAAAAGGAGGACUUGAAUGAAGCAGAAGCAGAGGCCUCACUAGAUUUCAUGCUAAAAGAUGGCAGUGAAGCACUCAUUAGUGCUUUUCUUGUUCUCUUAAGGGCUAAAGGAGAAACCUUUCGAGAAGUUGUAGGUCUAGCAAGAUCGAUGAUCAAAUGUUGCAGAAAGGUUGAAGGCCUGAAUGACUCUGUAGACAUUGUUGGAACGGGCGGUGAUGGUGCCAAUACGGUGAAUAUUUCUACGGGAGCAGCUAUUCUUGCUGCAGCUUGUGGUGCUAAAGUUGCAAAGCAAGGGAAUACAUCCAGUUCUUCUGCUUGUGGAAGUGCUGAUGUUUUGGAAGCCCUUGGAGUCGCCAUUGAAUUAAAUCCUGAGGGGGUAAAGAAAUGUGUGGAAGAAGUUGGGAUAGGUUUCAUGAUGUCCCCAUACUACCAUCCAGCAAUGAGGAUAGUGACACCUGUGAGGAGGAAGCUUCGAGUGAAGACUAUAUUUAACAUCCUAGGGCCUUUGCUCAACCCUGCUUGGGUACCUUUUGCUGUUGUUGGAGUGUACAAACAAGAUAUAGUCAGCAAGAUGGCCAAAGCACUACAAAGUUAUGGCAUGAUGAGAGCAUUAGUUGUUCAUUCUGAAGGUUUAGAUGAAAUGAGUCCUCUUGGACCUGGAGUUGUCCUUGAUGUUACACCUCAAAAGAUAGAGAAAUUCUCUUUCGACCCACUCGAUUUUGGUAUACCUCGCUGCACUUUAAGGAACCUUAAAGGGGGAGGGCCGGAGUAUAACGCUGAAGUACUAAGGCGUGUGCUUUCGGGUGAAAGGGGGCCAAUUGCAGAUGCAUUAAUACUGAAUGCCGCAGCAGCAUUAUUAGUCAGUGGGCGAGUUGGUAACUUAGCUGAAGGAGUAGCCGUGGCACGUAUGACACAUGAAUCUGGGAAAGCUCUCAAUACUCUUAAUCAUUGGAUUGCUGUUUCGAAGGAUAUUGUAUUACAUUUAUAACAAAAGGGACGACAUACAAAGAGCAAGGUGUUGCAGAAGAAUUUGCAGAUGAGUGUUAUUUAUCAUACAUAUGGCGGUAUUUGUAGAGAGCCUAGCAUAGUUGUAAGACGACAUCCUCGUUUAAUUUAGCAAGUGCAUCUGCCACAACUUUUUGCUCCAUGUAUACGCGUGUUGGAUGGUUGGAUUAAUUAGUGGAAGUGCCUACAAUUAGUGAUGAGAUUAGCAUAUAAUUGAUACUUGUUACUAUCUAAUACUUGUUUUGCAUCAAUAUUGAUAUGUAAAGCUUGAAAGCCAAUUCUGUUUGCUACGUAUAAAGCAUGGAGUUCAAUUUCAA
Molecule: messenger RNA, 1520 nt
Organism: Solanum lycopersicum (tomato)
Lineage: Eukaryota; Viridiplantae; Streptophyta; Magnoliopsida; Solanales; Solanaceae
Product: anthranilate phosphoribosyltransferase, chloroplastic-like
Biological process (GO): L-tryptophan biosynthetic process
Cellular component (GO): cytosol
Molecular function (GO): anthranilate phosphoribosyltransferase activity
Source: RefSeq, a predicted model, not a curated record